Histoplasma capsulatum G186AR is the source of this 2709-nucleotide messenger RNA. Its product is annotated as ribonuclease P/MRP protein subunit. Gene Ontology annotation, cellular component: nucleolar ribonuclease P complex; ribonuclease MRP complex. Bases 1 to 2610 code for a protein of 869 amino acids. Gene Ontology annotation, biological process: tRNA 5'-leader removal. The record is from RefSeq and is a predicted model, not a curated record. The transcript has a single exon. NCBI's taxonomy places the organism in Eukaryota, Fungi, Ascomycota, Eurotiomycetes, Onygenales, Ajellomycetaceae.
AUGAUUGAGGAUAAUACACCGACAGUCACAGCUCGGCGACGCAAGCCUACGAAGCUCCUACGCUUGCGAUUAGAGACUGCUAGACGACUUCAGAAUCUCAAUUCCCGUUCCAAAGCUAGACGGGCCGCGAGAAAAGCUGCAGGGUUGUUUCAAGAUCCCGCCCUUGAGGUAGAGGUGGAAGGGGAUGGGGGCAAUAAAAAAAGAAAACCCUGUCAUGACAUAAACAUAGCGCCCCGCAUACCCAAAAUUAAGAAAAACCGACUCUCCCAUCCCGAAAAGCCGCAGUCGAAGUUCAAAAAGCGCCAACGGUGCAAAUCUUGGCUUCCAACCCAUAUGUUCCACGCUAAGAGAGCACACAUGACAAGCCCCAAGGAGCCGCUGUGGAGAUUUGUGGUACCACUAAGCCCCACGGAGAAGAGUUAUAGACCUACGCAUAGGGCUAGUGGCGCGAGAGGUGCGGUUGUAUGGGACAUGAGUUAUAUCUCGACGAUUGGCUUGGAAGGGGUCGAGGCAAGCUUGGAAGGACUGUUUAGGGUUUUGGGUGUUUGCGGGGAAGAGGCAUGGGGAAAUAAAGGGAGGAAGUGGAGGACUGGGACGAGAAGCUUGGAAGUUUGGCUGUUUGAGAGGGAAGUGGGAGCGGAAGGGGGGGGAAGCGGAAGACCUAUUGCCCCUGUUACUCUUGUCUGGUGCGUGGAGAAGACAGCCAAGACGAGCGGAGAUGGGGAUGUCGAGAUGCCUGAUGCUGGGAAGAAGCUGAAGAAGCCUAGGCGGAAGAUGUUCUUAAGAGUUCAUCCGUCAGCUUUCUUGCAAGUGUGGGAGGAGUUGUUGAAAGCAGCGAAACUACAGAACCCGCAAGUUAUGAUCGAGGAUCUUAGAUUUGAUAUUGGAAGUAUCGAUGUCACUGGGCCCGCUGCAACGGAGAUCUUGCUUGCCGCUCUCAAGCCCAUACCACCACCCGAGGGGGAAAAAUGGCCUGAGGGCUCUCCUGAAGCAACGUGGGAUUCUCUUUCGGGUCUCACGAAUGCAGCGUCACUUCCGCAAAACGCUGUCCUAGCUUUCAAUAUAUCCGACCCUCGCCUCCGCCAUCCCCUUCGAACCAUUCAGCCUCCGACUUCAGAGUCCUGUUUGAAUGAACUCGCGAUCACCCUCUCGUCAUGGACACCUGACUCUACACAACUUAAACCAGACAUAUUUUCUCGCCCCGCGCGACUAACAGCCUCCCGGCUUCUACCUAGCCAAAAAGCUAUAAACCGCCGGAAAUCCCUGGCUAAUCCGGGCGAGUAUCCCUCGCCAAAACCUACAGAUCCGUGCAUUCCAGUCCUUAUCCUCGCGUCACGGCCAAAAUCUUUAUCCAACGGAGGAAACUCCCAGGGUACCUACACAGUGCUCUUGCCGUGGAAAUGUGUUGUGCCUGUCUGGUAUUCGGUCAUGUACUACCCACUAUCCUCUGGUGGGAACCCUCGUUUCGGUGGCCUGCUGGAAAAGCAGCAACUUGCGUUCGAAAGUGGAGAGCCUUGGUUCCCAGGCGACUUUCCAGGGACAAACGCAGGAUGGGCAUGGGAGAUUCGUGAGAGGGACAUUCGACGCGGGGAAUGGGAGCGUAAACCAAAGGGGAAACGUGUCGAGUAUGAUAGCAUCGACAUAGGAGGUCUGAAGAAGGGAGAGAUUGGAGAGGGUUGGGCCUGCGAUUGGGAGCGGCUUGUUAAGCCUAAUAUCCCUAUAUCAGACGGGGAAUGUUCCAAACCCGACUCCACUACCAUUGUUGAAGUAAAGAAGGAUGCCCUGACAGCAGAAGAGACCAAUCAGCGGGAAACAAGCAAGGGAGAGGGCAAGAAGAAAGAAAAGCGGAAGAAUACAUCCACUCCGUCCACUUCCACCUCUACAUAUACACACACCAAGCCAUCACCGCCACCUCUCCACAUCCACCACCUCCCUUCCCUUCUCGCCUCUACAAUCCUCAAGAUAAAAACUACCCAAAAAUCUCCUGCCAAUCUCCCUGCCCGUCUGCAAUCCCUCCUCAUCCACCCCGCCCUCGCCACCGUAAACCUCACCCUCAUCAACCGCGGCACCCCAAUUCCGCGAGCCCGCCUCUACCGCCUCCCAACCACAAAUCCCUCCCUGCGCAACGACUGGCUAGCCCUCCUCGACCCCUCCGCGCGUACACCCAGCGCCCAGAAACAGAGCAAAAAGCAAAAUCAGCAGCAGGCCAUCCUGGCGCAAAACAGCAGCAAACUACUCCCCACCAAUCUCUCUGCUGACCCAGAACCGGCAGCCCACCUGCCCAUGCCGGGUGAGGAGGAUUUGAUUGGCUUUGUCACGACGGGGAAUUUUAAUUUGGGGCAAGGGAGGGGGACGGGUGUUGCCUCUAUUUUGGUUCAGAGGGUGGGUGUUUAUGAUGGUUCUAGCUCUAACCUUGAGUGCACAGCUGGCCCUUCUUCCGGAGAUAGUGACAUUAGUGGGAUUACGCGGGUUCGGAUGAAUGGUAAGGGGACAACGGGGGUGAAGGGGGUGAAGGGGCGUAUGUUCUCCCGAGAGUAUUUGUCCAGAGUGUGUAUUGUCCGAUCUGCGGGAGAGAGGGUGGGGAGGUUGGGGGUUUGGGAGGUAAUGUGAGAUUUCUACCAAGGGAUCGAUAUAGAGUAAGGUUUUAGUGAAAUUGUUUUUGUAUUUGUAUUUGUAUACUAGGAUGUUAUGAGAUGAAAUUUAUGAAGC